Messenger RNA from Hymenoscyphus albidus, 1650 nucleotides. The record is from the annotation of a GenBank genome assembly. Lineage: Eukaryota; Fungi; Ascomycota; Leotiomycetes; Helotiales; Helotiaceae.
CUGCAGUCAAUCAUGGGUUGAAUUCAAGGACAUUAUAUCGAUAUUCAUUUCUUUGCAACCAAUCCACCGAAAUCUCAUUCCAUUUCCCGAAAGUUUUACAUCCAAUUCCAUGCCUAUCCACCCUUGAUUCCAACCCGUUUCACCCCUCGGAGAACCCCUCCAAUUCAACCCCACAUGCUCGGCAACCAACACCAACACCGCCCACCCCUCACCGGUCAGACUGUACUCGAGUACGUGCCACAUAAGCUGCUCCAAGAACCAACAAUUGCAACACACGUCUCUAUUUCUGCGCUCUCUCAAGAUCUGGUCCUCCCUGGCGCGACUGGUACACCUCAUGGUGGGCAUCUACGAUCGACGAAACGAUGCCACUGGCGAGCGAUGACAAAGCGCCUCCGGUUGUUGCCAAUGGCCCGAGUAUAAGUACAGACACCCUCGCGCCGGUUUGCGCGGGGCUUGCGGGGAAGGUAAAUGCUUUUCUGGAGGAGACGGGGGGAGGGGAGUUGUUGGAACGGGUGAGGGGACAGACUAGAGUUGCGCUGGGGGUUAUUGAGAAGGCGUUGGGGAUGUAUAGGUUGGUUUCUCUAUUUGCCAUUUGUAAAGGGAAAAGGGGUUUCAUAUCAAUUGUGAGAAAACCUCGCUAAUGCGCUUUUUAUGGAAACAGUCUUGAAGAAAUCUCUCUCUCCUACAAUGGCGGAAAAGACUGUCUAGUCCUGCUCAUCCUCCUCUUGGCCGCAUUACACAACCACUCCGUUUCCUCUUCCUCCCCUCUACCUACCGCUCUGCAAUCCGUCUAUAUCAUCUCGCGCCAUCCCUUUCCUGAAGUUGACGCCUUUGUGGAUCACUCGGUGCAGGAAUACCAAAUGGAUCUCGCGCGCUACAAUCUGACUAUGAAAGCAGCCUUCGAGCAGUACCUGAAGGAAAAGCCGAAGGUAAAGGCGAUUUUGGUGGGUACGAGAAGAACGGAUCCUAAUGGUGGGAAUUUGACGCAUUUUGAUCCUACCGAUCAUGGGUGGCCGGGGUUUAUGAGGUGUCAUCCUGUUAUUGACUGGCAUUAUGCUGAGAUUUGGGGGGUAAGUUUUGCUUUUAUCUUAUUUCUUAUUUUUGGCCUUCAUUUCGAGGAUUACUGGGACUGGACUUUGCUCAAACUAGGAGGUUGGUUUUUGAGCUAUGGAGUUUGCAAUUUUAUACAAUAAUCCUCGAAAAGAAGGCCAUGUCAAAGGGCAAAAAAGAAGUGAUAGAGAAGGAAAAAAUGCUAAUACAUGCAAUAGUUUAUAAGACGCCUUGAAAUCCCAUACUGUGUUCUAUAUGAUCGAGGAUAUACAAGCCUUGGAGGCACUACCGAUACCCAUCCUAACCCUGCAUUGAAAGCCAGUAAUGGAGAGGAAGAAAAGGAGACAGAACAGAUAUUUAGACCGGCUUAUGAGUUGGUUGAAGACGAAGCAGAGAGGUUGGGGAGGGAUUGGUAAUGGGUUUUAAGGGUCACGCAAUGUAUGUGUGUAGCGAUUGGAAGUUCGCUAAGGACUUUGGAAGGGCAGUUGGAAGGUAAAUAGUCUGAGGAGAGGGUGGAGGGCCUUGACUAGUGUUGUCCCUUUUCUUUUUCUGGCACAUGGAUUAUGAUAGAUAUAGAACGCUUUUGAAUAUAUGAUCUUG